AGGCAAGUUUGAUUCCAAGGCCUUACUAUCAUAUUAUUACUAUGGAGGAAUGAUUUAUGCAGCAUUAAAGAACUAUGACAGAGCACUGUACUUCUUUGAAGUGGCUGUAACAUGUCCAGCAAUGGAUGUAAGUCACAUUAUGUUAGAAUCCUACAAGAAAUUCAUAYUGGUUUCCUUAAUACUUAAUGGAAAGAUUAGUGGUUUACCAAAAUACACUUCAAAUGUGGUGCAGCGAUUUCUCAAGCCUUUGAGUAGUCCAUAUCAUGAACUUGCAAAUACAUAUGCUUCAAAUAACCCAAGUGAUUUACAAGCAACUAUUGCAAAACACCAGGAAACGUUUGCCAGGGACAAUAAUGUUGGUUUGGUCAAACAAGUCAGAAGUUCAAUUUACAAAAAGAACAUUUUGAGAUUGACAAAGACAUUUUUGACUCUCUCACUGACUGAUAUGGCAAACAGGGUGCAGCUGAAUAGCCCACGAGAAGCAGAACAACACAUUUUACACAUGAUCGAGGAUGGUGAUAUAUACGCCACAAUAAAUCAACGUGAUGGUAUGGUAUCCUUCCACGACAGCCCAGAAAAAUAUAAUAGUCCCAAUAUGCUCAAGAAACUCGAUGAAGAGAUCCGGCAAUAUCAACAUCUUGAUGAAAAACUUCAAACUAUGGACAGGCARCUUGCGGUAAAUCCACAGUUUGUGCAAAAGACAAUGGGUAGUCAUGGUGAUGAAGAUGGUGGUAUUGGUCGAAUGAGAGAAGAUGUUAUGAUGUAAUAUAAAGCUAUUUCCUGGUUUAGACAAAAGUAUUAUAUUGCCUGGUCUAGACAGAUUAAAGGACGAUUUAUGUAUGUAAACUUGAGGUACUAUCAAGGAGAGUACAAUGCAAGUAUGAUUCUCACCAGUUAAGUUUAUGAGCACUGUUAGGCAGAGAAGGAAGUCGGUUACGAUCAUUUGAUAAUUAUUGUGAACCGGAAAGUUUACUUGAAGGUAUGAAAUGCCAAAAAAAACAAUAAAGAAAGAUUAACUGUAAAAACAAAUUAAUGGUGGCUAGCGACCCCACUUUAGGGAAAUAUAGACAUGAUAUACAUGAAUAACAGAAAAAAAAUAACUAAAAAAAGAAGAAGAAGAAGACACAAAAACAAAGAGAUUUCAUUUUUUCCGCAUUCCUAUCAAAAUUGAAUUGAAUUUAUUGCUUUUGCUUGAAUUAGUCGCCCCUCUUGCUUUAUAUGGUUCGCUUUAUAUCCGCCACUGUGUAGGUCAUCGGUUUCUUGCUUAU
Messenger RNA from Exaiptasia diaphana, 1268 nucleotides. RefSeq names its product COP9 signalosome complex subunit 3. The transcript has 10 exons. Gene Ontology annotation, biological process: ubiquitin-dependent protein catabolic process. Lineage: Eukaryota; Metazoa; Cnidaria; Anthozoa; Actiniaria; Aiptasiidae. The record is from RefSeq and is a predicted model, not a curated record. Gene Ontology annotation, cellular component: COP9 signalosome. Bases 50 to 766 code for a protein of 238 amino acids.